Sphenostylis stenocarpa is the source of this 486-nucleotide messenger RNA. NCBI's taxonomy places the organism in Eukaryota, Viridiplantae, Streptophyta, Magnoliopsida, Fabales, Fabaceae. The record is from the annotation of a GenBank genome assembly.
AUGGGAACCAGAGUGUGGUGCUGUUUCAUGAUCAUUCUCUCUCUCACUGCUCUUUCAACGACAAUGGCAGAUCACAAUCUUCAAAAUUCGUCAAAGGAUGACAUCAAAUGCACCCCCUGCGGCCAGGUUCCCUCGCCGCCGCCACCCUCUCCGCCGCCGCCAGCUCCCACCACCACCUACUGCCCUCCGCCGCCGUCUCCUCCAAGCUCCGGCGGAAGCGGCCCUUACUAUUACUCCUCUCCGCCGCCCCCCUCUCAGUACACCUACUCCUCUCCACCACCACCAGCAUCCACCGGUGGCGGCGUGUAUUACUCGCCGCCGAAUAAGUACUACCCAACGCCGCCUCCACCGAACCCAAUUGUCCCUUAUUUUCCGUUUUACUACCACACCCCGCCGCCGCCGUCCACGGCGGCUCAUCCCCCGGCGCAAAGCUCGUUGGUCUCUGCAAUCUCGUUGUUACCUUUUCUAAUUGCGUUGCUUUGGUAG